CUCGCACUAGCGUUCCCGCGAAAUGCCACAGACUCUCCCGCAUUUUCACCGACAAUUUCCCAUUUAUCGGAACAUUUCACGUGUCUAAAGCCCUUUUUAAUCGACAGUGACCCCCCAGUGAGUGAACACAUCCCCAAGGAAAACGAAAAAGUGCCGAAAAAGUGAAAGAGUCGAGGAAAUAUCGAGGGAAUUCACCAGCAAAGUUGGACAGUGCGCGCGUGGGUUUUUCCCUCGUAAUUAGUGAACAAUUUGUGUGAAAAAAUCACCGAAAAUCGGUUGCAACUUGUGCCUAGGAUAUCUGCGAACACCUGGAGACACUUUGUGAGUGAUUUCGGGGGAAUUUUGUCGGGAAAAACCGGGGAAAAAUAUUAGAAUUGUCGGAGCGUCGGGACGCUCAGCCCGCCGUGAUUGUUGCUGCAGUUGGUGCAUUAUCGAAGCCCUCGUACGCGCAAAAAUUGGGGAAUUGAGGGGUGGACACUUGAGGGAAUUGUUUGAGGUUCCAUUGACCCCCGGAAAACCGGAAAAACUCGAGUUUUCUUCGAGGUUAUGUUGUGUGUACAGAGGGCGUGACAGUACCGGAUUACCAGAGGGGUUGGUCAUAGUUUCGCGCGCUAGUCUCCCGCGCUCCACUCAUCAACUCCCGCAUUUUUCCAAUUUUAUAGCGUAAAUUAGUUGAUGAAUAAUUUUAAAAAAUUGGCCAUUUUAUUUCAAUGAAGUUGUGAGGUUGGAAAAAAAUUGGAAAAAUUUUUUUCGCGAUUUUUUCGAGGCCUUUUGGGCGACGAAAAAACGGUCGGCUCGGUCGGCGGUCAGAGGGAGCAUUAUGGCGAUUGAGUGAGAGACCCAAGCAUCGCUCUCGUCAUUUAUCCUCUCUCAUUUAUUCAAUUCGAGGGUUUUAUUGUUACUGAUACCUUUGGCGGUGUUGGGGGAGUGUUACCGAAGGCCUCUGAGAAAAUUUGGAUUUUUUUGGAGAAUUUUUUGGGAAAGAGAGCACACGUCAUCACGGACAGCAUCAAGAUGCCGCAGACUAGUCUCCAGGAGAAUCAUCCCUUCACACCCCAGGGAAUGAAGCCCCAACUCCUGAAACGUAAACGCAAGAGUACAGAACCAUCGGAGGACGCUGAGAAUAUAUAUCCACCGACUAAAAUAGCGACAGUCUCUCACUGUCAUGGGGCACGUAUUACGGAGACCCCUAAGACCCCCCAGAAUCACUCGUCCUCUCCCCUGAAGGAGCGUGAGCCCUCUACUUGGUCAGAAUUGCGAACGUCCACGUGCUUUCUAACCCCCUCGGCCUCUUCCACCUCCUCUGGCAAGCCAAGUCCUCUCCCCUCGUUUCCCUGGGCCGAUGGCUCACAGGUGUGGUCGAUGAUGUGCCUGGGAGAUCAGAAGACACUUACCCAGAGGGACUCGCAGAUGUUCCAGAGGCAUCCCACACUGCAGCCCAGAAUGAGGGCUAUUCUUCUGGAUUGGCUCAUCGAAGUCUGCGAGGUUUAUAAACUACAUAGGGAAACCUAUUAUCUGGCUAUGGAUUAUAUCGACAGGUAUCUGUCGACACACUCUAAUGUACCAAAAAGUCAACUACAACUCAUUGGCAUCACCUGCUUAUUUAUUGCUGCCAAGGUUGAAGAAAUUUACCCCCCAAAAAUCGCCGAGUUUGCCUACGUGACCGACGGUGCCUGCACAGAGGACGAGAUCCUCGGAAAGGAGCUGAUAAUCCUGAAAGGUCUCGGCUGGAACUUGUCCCCAGUGACGCCACCAGGUUGGCUGAACGUCUACAUGCAAAUGGAGUCGGGCGAUUGGUCCCGGCCACACGCCUUCAUCUACCCUCAGUACAGUGGCCUCCAGUAUGCCCAGGCAGCUCAGCUCCUGGACCUGGCGACCCUCGACGAGGGGAGCUUGAAGUUCCCUUACUCCCACAUGGCAGCAGCUGCUGUGUACCACACCCAGGGUCGAGAGUGCGCCCUCAGGGUGUCGACCCUCUCCUGGGAGCAGCUGGCCCCCUGCGCCAAGUGGCUCAGUGCCUUCGCCCACAUCAUAGCCGAAGACGACUCCCAACUGCUCUCAAGGUCAACAGCACCCCCUGUCGAGUCUCACGCAGGCUCUGGACUGAGAGCAGCUGUACCCAACAUCGUCCUGGACGAGUCCCACAGGAUCCAGACGCACGUCGUGGACCUCGCUAUGCUCGAGAAGGCACAGCAGAGGCACAAGGACUUGGAAUUUCAUUCACUAGACUCUUUAGACUCUACCAGUCUUGAUACAGGCAGUCCUGAUCAGAGUGGCAUCCUCACUCCACCGUCCAGCAGCCAAAAAAACUCACCCACACCACCUAGGUUACCUCCACAACUCGAACCUUACACGUAAUUGAGGCUGGUGGGUGAGUGUCUGAGGGUCAUUAAGGGCUCGAUUAUUAUUCAGUAAGGAAGUGGUUAAAUGCGCAGGGAGAAAAUAUCUUGAAUCAAGAAUACACUAUUUGCAUGAAUGAAAAAUAGAAAUCCUUCGUCGAGAAUAUAUAUUCUUGAUUCUAAAAUUCAACAGAUAAAAAAUCUAGAAAUAUCUGUCUAGGAUUCUUGAAUUAAGAUUAUUU
Diachasma alloeum is the source of this 2581-nucleotide messenger RNA. RefSeq names its product G1/S-specific cyclin-E1 (gene CycE). Gene Ontology annotation, cellular component: cyclin E1-CDK2 complex; cytoplasm; nucleus. Gene Ontology annotation, biological process: regulation of cyclin-dependent protein serine/threonine kinase activity; G1/S transition of mitotic cell cycle. The record is from RefSeq and is a predicted model, not a curated record. The transcript has 3 exons. NCBI's taxonomy places the organism in Eukaryota, Metazoa, Arthropoda, Insecta, Hymenoptera, Braconidae. Gene Ontology annotation, molecular function: cyclin-dependent protein serine/threonine kinase regulator activity. The coding region runs from base 1015 to 2358 and encodes 447 amino acids.